UGAGUUCUACUCCUUUGUUGACUUAUAUUUAAGAGGAAGAGAUCAGAGUAAUUUUACAUCUAUUUGGAUCGUCAGUUCUGAGUUAAAUAGGCAAUAGGUUAUUGUUUCGGUUUCACAGAGCUCGCAGGACUUGUCCAAAGUGAUACAGUUACUCAGUGAUUGGAAUAGGGACUGGAAUUCACCUCUGGCCCUUUCUCGUGUGAGUUUCCUUCCACCACAUCACACUGAAAAACCUGGAGCUCACUGCUGUGGAAGAAUCUGACGUCCACGUGAGGAUGCUGGCAGCCCCUGUCAAUCCAUCUGACAUAAAUAUGAUCCAAGGGAACUAUGGCCUCCUUCCCAAGCUGCCUGCUGUUGGAGGGAAUGAAGGCGUCGGACAGGUGGUGGCAGUGGGCAGCAGUGUGUCUCGACUGAAGCCGGGAGAUUGGGUGAUCCCAGCAAGUGCUGGUUUAGGAACCUGGCGGACUGAGGCCGUGUUCAGUGAGGAAGUGCUGAUCGGAAUCCCUAAGGAUAUCCCUCUCCAGAGCGCUGCUACCCUAGGUGUCAACCCUUGCACAGCCUACAGGAUGUUGGUGGACUUUGAACAGCUGCAGCCAGGGGACUCGAUCAUCCAGAACGCAUCAAACAGUGGAGUAGGGCAAGCAGUCAUCCAGAUCGCCUCAGCCCUCCGCCUAAAGACCAUCAAUGUGGUCCGAGACAGACCUGACAUCCAGAAGCUAACUGACAGACUGAAGAAUCUGGGAGCUGACUAUGUCCUCACAGAGGAGGAGCUAAGGAUCCCCGAGACAAAAACCAUCUUCAAGGACGUGCCCCUGCCCCGACUGGCUCUCAAUUGUGUUGGUGGGAAGAGUUCCACAGAGCUGCUAAGACACCUUGCGCCUGGAGGAACCAUGGUGACCUAUGGGGGAAUGGCCAAGCAACCUGUAACAGCCUCUGUGAGCCUGCUCAUUUUUAAGGACCUCAGACUUCGGGGCUUCUGGUUGUCCCAGUGGAAGAAGAACCACAGUUCAGAUGAGUUCAGGGAGCUGAUUCUCACCCUCUGUGACCUCAUUCGCCAAGGCCAGCUCACAGCCCCCGCCUGUUCCGAGGUUCCACUGCAGGACUACCAGCAGGCCUUGGAAGCCUCUAUGAAGCCCUUUGUGUCUUCAAAGCAGAUUCUCACCAUGUGAUUGUCCCAGAGGACCAGGAGGAAAGCAAGAGUGGACACCAGAGGAUGAGAAGCUGGCCUUCCCGAGGACAGGAUGAAGACUAGAGGUCAUCCCUGUGGAGGACUACUGUGCACCUGCUGCCUCAUAGCACCAGGAAGCCCCUGCCCUGCCUGACCACUCUGAACGCAGAGGCUGGGGGAUUGCUGCCAAGUCAGACGUCACACCCUAAGCAGUGUGUGCCCUAGGGUCUGGCAGAAGGGGAAAGGUGCUUAACUUCUCCCAGAGUGUGUGUCUGUCCAGGGCAAGGGAAUCUGCUGCCAAGGUGAGUGCCAGGCUGAGGUCAUUAAAGCUUAAGAGACCGAGAACACAGGAUCUCAGGUGUCUGAGCCACCUUGAGGGAACUUCCUUUGUAACUGAGGGAAUAAACAUUAUACCUGUGGCUCUCAGCCAGGGGCCAUUUUUAAACCCAGAGGAACACUUGGUUAUUGCAGCUUGGGGAGGGAGUUGUUAUUGCUGCAACUGUGCAGAGAUCGGUACUGCUAAAUAUUUUACAGCAGGGCAAAGUAGUACACACCUAGAAUCCCAAGAAUCGGCAGGCUUAAGUCAGCUGGACUGCCACAUGUUGGAAGCCAGCUUGGGCUAUACACCAAAACUAUCUCAAACUUUUUCCUUACAAAGGGGACCAGGAGUAUAGCUCAGUGACAGAGUGCUUAUCUAGCAUGCAGCAGGCCUUGGGUUCCAUUCCAGUAACUGUCAGAAGAACAGAUACAGCGCCCAGGACCACCUCCCAGAGAAUGAUCCUGCCCAAAAGGUCCCUAGUGGUGCUAUUGAGAAACGCCAGCAUUAAACCCCCAGGCGGAGCCACUAUGACUGGUGCUAUGCAGAAGGCAUGCAGGGCUGCAGACACCUGGGCUUUGGGCAAGGCUUGCUCGAGGUGCAAGGUGACAAGCUGACUAUGAAAAAUAAGUUGUUUUAUACAAGCUAAAGGAGUCUGGCUUUCUCGUUUUUGCUUCAUGAUCAUUUUGCCCAAAGCAAAGCACAACAACUUGGAGUUGUCUCCUUUGUCAGCUGAUCCAUUCAUUGUACCUUCAUCUCAGAGUCUCAUUUGGGGAGCAUUUAUUGAAUGUUUAGUGUGGCCUAGUGUGAGGCCAUUACAGUAAAAAGGGCAAAGAUGUGAGAGGACAGAGGUUCAGCUCAGUCAAGGGAGGGAGGCUUCAUGAAGGCAGUAUUGUCUGCAGAAUUCUGAAGACCAAGUAGGAAAUGUGGACCAAGCAAAGCCAGCAGCUAGUUUUCUGGAGAGAAGUCCCGGGCCUUGGGAAAUCACAACCAGAAGCAUGAAGCUACUGCCUAAAGGGCUGCAACUUGAGCAGAGGUGGGAACGUGUGUGUGUGUGUGUGUGUGUGUGUGUGUAUCAGAUCACAGAGAUCCUUUAGGUUAGAACCUGCCUGAGAGCACGAGAUUUCAAGGCAGUGAUAAUGUGCACACAGGCUGGGAGGCUAUGACUGCGUGCCGGUGUGCACAGCCUGGGAGGCUAUAUCUGCAUGCUGGUGUGCACACAGGCUUCCAGCUUGCUCAGCUUGCCUCUGGGAGCAUCUGUGCUCUCUAGAGGAAAGGACUGCUUCAGCCCGAGACUGGGGCAGGUCAGCAGAUGCCUCCUGAAUAAAAUCGGCUGCCUUCUACACCUGGGCUCAGAAUCAGCUUCACCCUGUUCCUGUGCCCUUUUAUGUCCUCUGGGUUGCUGGGAUAGGUGUUUUGCACCAAAGGUCCCUGUGGACAAGUGAGAAAACCUAAGGGUACAGGAAGGCAGCCCAGAGACAGCAGGAAUAAAAGGUAGGGGAGUC
Chionomys nivalis (European snow vole) is the source of this 2989-nucleotide messenger RNA. It is a transcript of the gene Mecr, whose product is annotated as mitochondrial trans-2-enoyl-CoA reductase. Bases 276 to 1169 code for a protein of 297 amino acids. Gene Ontology annotation, biological process: fatty acid metabolic process. Gene Ontology annotation, molecular function: trans-2-enoyl-CoA reductase (NADPH) activity. Lineage: Eukaryota; Metazoa; Chordata; Mammalia; Rodentia; Cricetidae. The transcript is spliced from 11 exons. Gene Ontology annotation, cellular component: mitochondrion. The record is from RefSeq and is a predicted model, not a curated record.